Messenger RNA from Oryza sativa Japonica Group (Japanese rice), 1824 nucleotides. RefSeq names its product probable staphylococcal-like nuclease CAN1. The record is from RefSeq and is a predicted model, not a curated record. Lineage: Eukaryota; Viridiplantae; Streptophyta; Magnoliopsida; Poales; Poaceae. Gene Ontology annotation, cellular component: cytoplasm.
GAAGGGAACAAACAUCCAAUGACUUUGUCAUAAACAGACCUGAAUUGGAGACAGCUCAGACAGGGAGAUAGAAGCCCAAGCCUAUGAACGGAGGUGCUGAGUUCAUUAGACCUAAGGCCCAACAAAAUCUCCAAAAAGUAGGCCCAAGAAAGGAUACAGCCCAUGAGCCCAUGAUACACAUUCGAAAGAAGCCCACCAGUAACGCUCCCAGGCCGACCCAGCUCGGUUCGCACGCCACGGACGCGCGACCCCCGCCGCGCCGGCGCCGCCUCGGCCUCGCGACGGCUUCCGCUCGCCUGCGCCGGCGGCGAGCGGGAAGAGCUUGCCGCCUGGGCGCCGGGUGGCUGGCUGGCCUCCUCCUCCUCCAGGGCCAGAUCUGCGGACCGGAACGGCGUGGUGCACCACGGGCUCGGGUGCUUGGUGGUGGCAUGUACGCCGCUCACAGGCAUCGCCACGAGAGGGGUGCCCAUGCCCACGGCGGCGGCGGCGGAGGAGGAGGAGGAGGAGGAGCUAAGGAGCGGCGCGGUACGUCGCCGGUGCUGUUCUGCUUUGUAGCCGCUGCUGUCCUCGUCGGAAAUGCCUGCCACGGGCUGUUCCCGCAGAAGAAGGUAUCAAGCCAUGGAUUUAAUUGGAUAAUGUCGUUGACGCCCAAACCUCAAGGUGUUAAGUAUGAGCUGCACACGCUCCCCUUUCUUCAGGUGGAUUCUAAGGCUGUAACUGACGGCGACACGAUUACUGUUCACGUUGUCACAGCUGAUCACCCGGGGUCUUUGAAUGUGCCCCAGGAAGUUCAGAGAACAGCGGCUGACCGUGCCGAAGCACUGAUGACCAAGAAUUAUCAGAGGGCUGAUGAAUUGCAGAAGAUCAUACUUGAUGCAGGGUUUAGGCAAGUUACUGACUCAAGAGGUGGACAGGUUCUCAUGAAGAAAUACCGGAUUAGGCUAAGAGGCAUCGAUGCACCAGAGACCUCAAUGCCUUAUGGCAGAGAAGCAAAGGAGGAGCUAACAAUGCUGGUGCAGGGAAAGAGACUGAAGAUUUCUGUGUAUGGCAAUGACCGGUACAGUCGAUUAGUUGGAGAUGUCGAUUGCAAUGGGGUAUUCGUGCAGGAACACAUGCUGAAGAAAGGGCUUGCAUGGCACUACAUUGCCUAUGAUCAACGACCGGAGCUUGCCAGGUGGGAGAAUCAGGCAAAAGCGAGUCAAAUUGGUUUAUGGUCUUUGCCGAACCCUGACAAACCAUGGGAAUGGAGGAAGGAGAAGCGCAUCAGGAAUUCAAGACAGGGUAAAAUCAGCCGUGGAUUUCAGUUGAUUUAGGCCCUGUUUGGCACAGCUCCAGCUCCAGCUCCACCCCUCCUGGAGCUGGAGCUCAGCCAAACAGUUUCAGCUCCACCAAAACUGGGAGUGGAGUUGGGUGGAGCUCUCUCACAAAAUGUACUAGAGUUGUGGAGCUGGGUUUAGGCAGCUCCACAACUCCACUCCAAACUCAACUCCUGGAGUUAUAUUUAGGAGUUGGAGUUAUACCAAACAGGCCCUUACUCUGCAAUCUUCUAGCCCAGAGGCCAGAGCAAUGGUUCUGUAGAAUCUGUAGCUUGUGCCGUGUAUACCUGAAAAUUUUACUAGCUGUUGUAAGGCAAAUUAGCAGUGUUGAUUGAGUGUAACUUGUAAGUUGUAAGCUCCGACUUGGGAUGAGGAUUUGUUGCAUUCGACUGUUGUAAUUCCUGUAACAUGGGACUUGACUGGUCGUUAUAAACCUGUAAUGGAUAUCGUGUUGAUUAAACCAAAGGCAUAUGAUUAAGUGAGGAAGUGUCAAACAUGAGCCAAGCAA